Molecule: messenger RNA, 1812 nt
Organism: Juglans microcarpa x Juglans regia
Lineage: Eukaryota; Viridiplantae; Streptophyta; Magnoliopsida; Fagales; Juglandaceae
Product: cyclin-B2-4-like
Exons: 5
Coding region: 305-781 (158 amino acids)
Source: RefSeq, a predicted model, not a curated record
AUCGUACGUGGCAACACGCUCCGCUUCUCAGUUCCGCUUUCCAUCGUUCCAUGUCGUUUCCUUUUAUUCUCAGGAAUACUCACUCUCGCACACGUACACAACCCUCUACUGAGUUUUACUCUCUCUCUCUCUCUCUCUCUCUCACACACACACUCUCUGAGAGAUUUAAAGAGCUGAAAGACACAGGAAACUUCCUUCUUUAAGGUUGCUUGUUUAUAUUGUCAAAACCUUAUGGUAUUGUUUCUAUUGAUCUUCUUGUUCUUGUUUUUCUUCUUCUUCUUCUUCUUCUAGACCAUGGGUUUUCAUGUUUUUUGAAUUGGGGCAUCUCAUUCCAUUGAUUGCUUUAAGGCUGUGUGGAAAUCGGGUUUAUUGUUCUUGUGGGUUAAUCUUGAAGGUGAUUAAAAUGGGUGGAUCAAAGGAGAACUAUCCUUGUCUCAUUAGGCCCUCAAGUUUUCAAGAAGGUCCAAGAAUGGGGGAUGCCAAGUUUGUGCAGGAAAUGGGACACAAUCAUCGGCUAGUUCUAGGCGAUAUCGAUCAGAAUGUUGUUGGGGUUACCUUAAACCCUCUCGUGGUCAACGAGGCAGAAUUCAAAGGGAAGCUUGCAGCACAAAUGGUCCAGCAAUGCCCUGGAGGACUUUGUGAAGCUAAGAAACAUACCUCGUUGGCUCCGAACCCUUGUAGCUUGAACGAUACGUGCGAGGAUGCAAGUGAUGGUGGAGUUCCGAUGUUUGUGAAGCACACUGAAGAUAUGCUGGAUGAAAUUGAUCGAAUGCAUCACUAGAUAACUUGCAUUGAGUUUCCAUAGGAAGAGAUCGAAAUGGAAGAUGCGGAGGACCCAGUUAUUGAUGUCGAUAGCAGCGAUUUGAAAGAUGCACUCGCAGUUGUUGAAUACAUAGAUGACAUAAUGGCUUACUGCCGGAGAACUGAGGUAAGUUUUCUCGGUUGAAACUCAUAUUUGUAGCGGGUAGCGCUCAUUCAGAUUAUCUGUAUCCGUUCAAGUUCAAAUUGUGUAAUCAACAAUUAAAUUCUGUUUGCAUUGUUUACUACUAUAAAUGUGAUCUUCAUAGUAAAGGGUAGGUGGGUGUAGAGGAGGGGAUUCCACACCCUGUGCCUCCUUGCAACAGAGGGGGUGACAUCAAUCUGCUCCUCUCGUCAGAUUAGCUAAAACUCUUGAAUCUAUUUUAGGCUUCUUAACUAUAUUCUCAUGUGAAUCUUGAUGUACAAUUAUCCUGUCUCUACAAUGUGUAUCUUUUAUUAGGUUUAAGUUCUAUUUAUUGGUCGUAACCAUGCCAAUCACCCAUGUUUAUAAAGAAGUCUAUCCUUGAGAGUAAACAACUUAUGAAAAAGUUAUUAUCUGCUAUGGGAAUGUCAUUAAUCGGUUAACAUCAUCCAUUGUGUAACAUUAUCUAUAUCUCAUUCACUUAAUAACGAUCAUGCAGUAUUCUAGCUGUGUUUCUCCAAAUUACAUGACCCAUCAAUUCGACAGCAAUGAGAAAAUGAGGGCUAUCCUUAUCGAUUGGCUUAUCGAGGUAAAUUAUUAUGACCUUGAUUUGUUUCUUUGAAGCUGGUUAUAGAGGAUGCACUCGGUCAUCAUGUGGAAAUACCACUAUUUGUGUUUUUUUCCCACUAGAAGACUUGGAAAGCCUUUUCAUUGGCAUUACUAAAGAUUUAAAUUCCCUGCAUGUAUGGGAUUGAUAUUUGUGUUCUUUGAAACUGCAUGAUAUUAAUUUCACCAUAUAUGCUUUUGGAGAUGAAAUCAUUUCCAGUGAUAAGGCCACUUUGAGACAUCUAAGCGAUGCUGAAAAGUUUUGU